Molecule: messenger RNA, 1616 nt
Organism: Oreochromis niloticus (Nile tilapia)
Lineage: Eukaryota; Metazoa; Chordata; Actinopteri; Cichliformes; Cichlidae
Exons: 4
Coding region: 25-1302 (425 amino acids)
Source: RefSeq, a predicted model, not a curated record
AUGGCAAUAGACCAGAGAACCUGAAUGACACCAUUACUCUGGAGCUUUGCCCUGCUGCAUCAGCUGAAACAUCAAGCCAUCCACGUCCACCCCUCCUCCUCCACGUCCACCACUAUGUACAACCAUUACUCCAGCUCUUGGGUCUCACACUUACAGAUUCCUUGGGAAAGAUUUCCACUCCGAUUGUCGCAUGCAAUCACAAGAGGGGACAGAGCUCAUCCAGAGGACAGGAGAAGUAUGGUUAGAAUUGUUGUGGAGGCCAUGCAAGUUCACUGCAGGAACCCUCAACGUGCAUCAUGUGAAGAAGUUGCUAAAAUCAUUGUAAACAGAUACCCUCAAACAUUUGCAGAUUUUACUGAAAAGGGAGAAAGACUGGGUUGUGGACAUUAUUCACUACUGAGAAGCAUCAAAUCUAGAGUUGAACAUGUUAAUCGAGAUAAUACAACACAUAGACUUCGUCAAACAAAGAGAACCAGGAAUGAGGAAGACUGCAGUCCCAACAGUAAUGCAACCUCACCUAAAAAAGUUAGAUGCCUUGUUGAUAGCUAUGGUUGUGUAAAUUGGCAACCAGUUGAACUUCCUGAGGGGGGAACACCAGCUUCUUUAGAGGAAAAGAAAGACACCCUGUUAACAAUUUUUAAUUCAGAAGGACCUGGAGCUGUGGAGAGACCUGAUGUGGAUGACUUCAUGUGCCUCACAUAUAUUUCUCAGCGGCAGCUUAUCAACAGUUGUCCCUCACUUUCAGUAGCUGAAAUUCAGGAGCAGUGGCCAUUCUUGUUUACUCGGAAAGGUCUUUCGAACCACUUUUACAAACUCACAGGCAUCGAUAUCAGUGAGCGCUUAAGUCAGGCCCUCAUAACCAAAGGCAGAAGGAUUAUUAACUAUUUCUCCAGCCAGAAACUCAAAUGGAACCUUGGUAUAAGGACACUCAUCCAGCAGAUAGAAAGUGAGGGAGUUUUGACCAACAACAAGGUUGGCACAGCAGCCAUACUUCUCAUGAUGAAGUAUUACAAGGAAGAUGAAGACUCCCUCUUUGUCUUAGCAGAUGAAACAUCUACCAGGAUGUCCCUUGAAGCAGAGAGCAACCUGCCAAUCACUCCAAGGCUGAUUAUGCUUGGACAAAGUUCAAUGACCGCCACCUGCUGGAGGGUGAGUGCAGAGGGGCGUGUAAUUGUUGAGCUGGACAAAGAGAACACCUUUGCUGAUGCGACGUCAGUCUUCUUUGGUUCAUUCUAUGUAUUGAACCUGGAAUACCAGGAGUCAGCGUGUGCAACAUUGGAAUUAAUUCAGAGCUAUGUUUGAACAGUCAGCUAAUUGUGAUAGAUGAUGAAUGAAUUAUCUCUAAGUAACUCAUUAUUUCAAAUCACAACUCAAUGUUACUGUAUGUUACUAUUUAUUAUGGCAUGUUUUAAGGUUUGUAAGGAUAAACCCUGAAGAGGGAACAAAAUGUACCUCCAAGGUUGGGACAAGCAGAAGGACUGGGACCACUGUGAAGCAAAAGAUGAUCCAUGGCCCAUGCUUUCUGGACAUUUACACAAGACGAACAACAAUGAAGACAAGCUCUCUCGCCAUCUUGCAAGACGCUGUCUCUGUCCAAUAGGUUUUUUGAGUGCAAC